CAUAGCUUGAUAUCUUAAUUUGAAAACUAUGGUCAACUUUGAGGAACAUUUCACUUAUUCAAGUUAUUAAUUGAUAAAAUAGGUGUCUGGUAAGCAAUACUAUUCAUGGAGCCUUUUGUUUGAAUAAGGGGACCCCUGCAUGCUAACAACAUUUUUAAAGGCAGUGCUUUAAUGCCUUUCUGGUUGCCGGGUUAAUCCUUCCUUCCGCGAUAUCCAACUUAUCUACGUGGGGGGUCAUUAGGCUCCAAGUAGAUCCGGAAAUGUUGAAUUCUCUCCUCUUCUUAUUGCGAUAUAAAAUGUUUUUUGUUUCAUUUCAUUUACAUUGGGAAAUAGAGAAACGAUCAUUGUGUUUUGUUAGUUUUAAAAACUUUUGAUAUAUUAGUAUUUUGCAUUAUAAGCAGUCAACCGAUUGACAAACUAGAAUUAUUUGAAUUUCGUGUGGAAAGAGCUCGGGUUAAUUUCGAGUGUUAUCUGCAAUCUAGAUGUUUAUAAAUCAUUUCAGUCGUUGAUAUAAUAAUUAAAGGUCGACUGAACAUGAAUUAUAUUAUACAAUUUAAAGCGCAUUUCUGUUUAUGCACGUGAACCCGUCUAACGUUAUUGUUAUUUCGCAGUUAUAUAAAGUAGCAAAUUAUCGUUCCUGAAUAGGUGGCGCCGUGGUAGUGGAUCCUGUUCCUCAACUUCCGGUUUCUGCAUUGUGCAACUAUUUCAGUUAUAUUUUUAAUUAGCGAUGCCAAGUACUUGUUGUUGUGUACCUGGAUGUCAUUUAAGAGGAGGACAUGCAUUUCCAAAUGACUUAAAAAGAAGGAAAAGUUGGAUCAACGCCAUGGCCACUACGCAGAUUGGACGAGAACACGAUGAUAUCAUGGAGUCCAUCUCAAUCAGCUGUUGUUUGCAAGGCACGUUUUACUGAAAAAGACUACGUGCAGGAAACUAUUCAUGGGCGCAAACCCACCAUACAGAGACUUAAGUCUACUGCCAUUCCCAGCCUAUUUUCCUGGACCAAGCAAGAGACUGAAUCGUCUGCAAAAAGAAUAAUCAGGGCAGUUUCCUGUGAAAACAAAAGAACUAAACUUGAUGAAUAUUGUAGUAGAAAUCUAGAGGAAAGUUUUGAUUGUAAAGUUGGUUUUCCUGAAGAAGUCAUUCAUACUACAGAAAGGAUUUAUGACUGUCCACCACCAACUGCCGAGCUAAUGUUGAGCUUCACAGAUGGAAUUACGCAAACACCAUCAAUGCCUAUGUUUUCAGCAGAGAAUUUUGAAAUGAAGACACGUGACACAGCCAUGCAUUUUUAUACCUGUUUAGAGUUGUAUACUAAAUUUUUAUUUGUUUUGACCACACUUGGUCCAGCAGCACAUUGUUUGAGAUACAUAUAUUUUCAAAUUGAUAGGGUGUCAGUUGAAAAUCAGUUUUUUUAUGACUUUGAUGAAAUUGAGGCAUUAUACAACCAACUUUGAACUGUCUAGAUUCUAGAUUGAAUCUAGUGUUAAGAAUAUUGUGUAUACAUGGAUUGUUUUUAUGUCUAAACAGUGGUGUGAGGCUAACACUUGGCCAUCUAGUGGUUUUGUCAGGUAUUUUUCACCAUCCAACUUCAAAUUAAAGUUUCCUACGACUUGGAUUAUUAUUGACAGCACAGAAUAUCCCGUGAUAAAACCUAAAGCUCCUAGAGCUCAGGCAACCUUUUCAUCAAUUAAAAACAGAAACACUGAAAAUUCUUGAAUGUUCGACACCUGGUGGUUUAGUCAACUAUGUCUCUAUGUCACAUAGAGCAAAUUAUUGGACUUGGUAAACAUACAAAAUUCUGAUAAAUCCUAUGAAUGGAACUGAAACAAAACUUUCAUCUGAAAUAACAUUUAGUUGUUUUAUGUUGUGUAAUUUUAGAACUUGUAUUGUGCCAAAGGAUGCAUAAAUAAAAGUGACGCAAUGAA
This is a messenger RNA of Mytilus californianus (California mussel), 1925 nucleotides long. RefSeq lists its product as uncharacterized. The record is from RefSeq and is a predicted model, not a curated record. NCBI's taxonomy places the organism in Eukaryota, Metazoa, Mollusca, Bivalvia, Mytilida, Mytilidae. Bases 855 to 1454 code for a protein of 199 amino acids. The transcript is spliced from 2 exons.